Molecule: messenger RNA, 999 nt
Organism: Rhagoletis zephyria (snowberry fruit fly)
Lineage: Eukaryota; Metazoa; Arthropoda; Insecta; Diptera; Tephritidae
Source: RefSeq, a predicted model, not a curated record
AUGGUUUUGGAAAGUACGGUCAUCUGCGUGGACAACAGCGAGUUCAUGCGAAAUGGCGACUUCAUCCCGAAUCGCCUUCAGGCUCAGCAAGAGGCCGUCUCGCUGGUCUGCCACGCCAAACUGCGCUCCAACCCGGAGAACAACGUCGGCCUGCUGACGCUGGCCGGCCACCCCGAGGUCCUCACCACGCUCACCACCGACGUCGGCCGCCUGCUGGGCAAGCUCCACCACGUCACCACCGACGGCGAGAUGAACUUCCUCAGCGGCCUGCGCAUCGCCCACCUGGCGCUGAAGCACCGCCAGGGCAAGAACCACAAGAUGCGCAUCGUCAUCUUCGUCGGCUCGCCGGUGGACACCGACGAGAAGGAGCUGGUGAAGCUGGCGAAGAAGCUGAAGAAGGAGAAGGUCAACGUCGACGUGGUCAACUUCGGCGAGGAGCUGGUGAACACGGAGAAGCUGGCCGCCUUCAUCAAGACGCUGGAGGGCACCGGCUCGCACAUGGUCACCGUCCCCUCGGGCUCGAUGCUCUCCGAUGCGCUCUUCAGCUCGCCGGUGGUGAUGGGCGAGGACGGAGCGGCGGCGGCCGCCGGCCUGGGCCCCGGCUUCGAAUUCGGCAUCGACCCCAACGAGGACCCGGAGCUGGCGCUGGCGCUGCGCGUUUCGAUGGAGGAGCAGCGACAGCGCCAGGAGGAGGAGGCCCGAGCGGCCUCAGUGGCCACGGCUGCUGCCGCAGCCGGCGGAGCUGGAGAGACUGCAGCGAGCAGCGAUGAGGAGAUGCUGGAGAAGGCGCUGGCCCUGUCGAUGGAGAGCGACUUUACCGGCGGCGGCGGAGCGGGCCGCAGCGUCGACUUUGCGGCGAUGACCGAGGACGAGCAGAUUCAGUACGCCAUGCAGAUGAGCCUUCAGGCGCCACCCGAAGACAAGGGCGAGGAGGAGGAGGAGCCGAUGGAGACCGAUGACAGCAGCUCAGGGGCGGAAAAGGCCGCCGACAAAAAGUGA